CACCUCUCUGAGCCUUGGUUUCCCCAUCUGCCAGGAUAGUCAUAGAGCCUCUCCGCCAGCGCCCAGGAGGACUCAGGAGCCAGUGGGCAGAAAGUGCUCAGGACGGUGGGUGCAGAGAGAUUGUUCUGUCCCCUCUGCCUCCUGAAACCCAACCCUAACGCUCUGACCACAGCACAGCCGGUCUGGACCCCUGGGGACUUCGGCCUUCCCGGGAGAAGUGGAUCCCAGCCCCACCAGGAACCGAGACAAUGGCCUCGAAGCCCGAGAAGAGGGUCGCCUCGUCUGUCUUUAUCACGCUGGCCCCCCCGCGGCGAAACCUGGCUGUGGCCGAGGAGGUGAAGCCGGCAGCUUGUGAGGCCCGGCCUGGCCGCCCCUGGGAGGCCCCUGCCACCAUGAAGGCGCCCAGGGCUGGCUCGGCAGGGAGGCCCAGUCCUUGGACACCCCCUUCUCGGGCGGCAGCCGCCGUGCCGGCUGUGCCACCCCAGCUUGCCAAUGGAGGAUGUUCUCCCCCUCCUCCUACCUUGGAUGGCGAGGACGCACUGCCCGAUCUGGACCUCCUCCCACCUCCACCGCCCUCCCCUGAUGAGGAGCCCCCUGCCUCGAUGGGAGCAGCACUCAUUUCAGACUUAGAGCAGCUGCACCUGCCCCCGCCCCCACCCCCACCCCAGCCCCUGGCGGAGGGACCUCCGGUCCGGCCUCGGCCCAGCCUCCCCAGGCCCACAGAGGAGGGGCUGCCGCCUCCCCCAGAAGACCCUGUUGGCUUCCACGAGAGAGAGCCAUCCACAGACGUCUGUGCCUUCUGCCACAAGACCGUGUCCCCCCGAGAGCUGGCCGUGGAAGCCAUGAAGAGGCAGUACCACGCUCACUGCUUCACGUGCCGCACCUGCCGCCGCCAGCUGGCCGGUCAGACCUUCUACCAGAAGGACGGGCGGCCCCUCUGCGAACCCUGCUACCAGGACACCCUGGAGAAGUGUGGCAAGUGUGGCGAGGUGGUCCGGGAGCACAUCAUCAGGGCCCUGGACCGGGCCUUCCACCCCGCCUGCUUCACGUGCGUGACCUGUGCCCGGUGCAUCGGGGACGAGAGCUUUGCCCUGGACAGCCAGGAUGAGGUGUACUGCCUGGACGACUUCUACAGGAAAUUCGCCCCUGUGUGCAGCAUCUGUGAGAACCCCAUCAUCCCUCGAGACGGGAAGGAUGCCUUCAAAAUCGAGUGCAUGGGGAGGAACUUCCACGAAAACUGCUACAGGUGUGAGGACUGCAGGAUCCUUCUGUCUGUGGAGCCCACGGACCAAGGCUGCUACCCACUGAACAACCGUCUCUUCUGUAAGCCGUGCCACGUGAAGCGGAGCGCCGCAGGGUGCUGCUGAGGGCACCCACGGGGCCCUGGGGCCGUGAGCCGCCCACUAGCCUUGGACUCGAGUAUUGGCGGGGGGGGGGAACCUUUCCUGACUCAGUUUGCCUUUCUGACCCACUCUUGCACACUUUCCUUCUGAGCCAGGACAGGGACCAGCCUGCAGCUCUGCCCGCCACGUCCGGGCCCCAGGGGCUGAGCCCCCCAGCCCCCUCCCAGCUCAGAGGUGGGCAGCUGGCAGACAGUGCUCCUCACUUUCCACUCCUCCUUCUAGCCUCUGGGCUCUGGAAGGCUUCCAUGCCAGGAACCUCGUGCCUAGGGUUCCCAUCUCCAGGCCUCUAGCCCCUCUCAAGCACUGGCCUUGACCCAUUUCCAUGGGUGAGUUGGAGUGAGUUCUCAAGAUGACACCCCGUGUCCCUAGCAAUGACACUUCAGCUGUUCCAUAGGGAAUACUAAGACCAGCCCUGGCUUGCAGGACUGAGCUGUUUGGGUGAACCUCCAGGGUCCCUUAAAAAGCCCUUUUUAAAAGAAUUUGAGAUGGAAAUGGUGAGAAACAUUCUUUGGAUUUGGGGCGAGGUGGGGAUCUUGAUGGGAAAUGUCUCAUAAAUGUACAAGAAUGUGGUGGAGAGGUGGCAGCCAUGGACUUCUCACCUGGAGGACAUGUCAUGCUGACAUGGGGGCCAGACCCAGGUAUGAAGCUGAACAGCAGGGGCAGGAGGAGAGGGUGGUACACACCGGUAGA
Messenger RNA from Ailuropoda melanoleuca (giant panda), 2093 nucleotides. It is a transcript of the gene FBLIM1, whose product is annotated as filamin binding LIM protein 1. The coding region runs from base 249 to 1367 and encodes 372 amino acids. Gene Ontology annotation, cellular component: focal adhesion; stress fiber. NCBI's taxonomy places the organism in Eukaryota, Metazoa, Chordata, Mammalia, Carnivora, Ursidae. Gene Ontology annotation, biological process: cell-cell adhesion. Gene Ontology annotation, molecular function: filamin binding. The record is from RefSeq and is a predicted model, not a curated record. The transcript is spliced from 8 exons.